Molecule: messenger RNA, 576 nt
Organism: Adineta ricciae
Lineage: Eukaryota; Metazoa; Rotifera; Eurotatoria; Adinetida; Adinetidae
Source: the annotation of a GenBank genome assembly
AUGUUUAACGAUCGCGGUCAAAAUUUUCCUUCUUCUGGCGAUUAUCGAUGUUCCCGUUGCGGUAGAACUUGGAACAGCAACAGAGCUCUUGCGAACGUGUCCCAAAGAUGCCCAUCGUGUGGUGCAAACGUACAGCCGUGCAAUUUACGGAAUCUUUAUGUUUACAUUUGCCGUCAAUGUGACCGACGAUCAGAGGCGGCCUACGCACCGAACGGAAUACGGUGCUCACAUUGCGAGUCAUCAGUAUUAAUUCUACCACUGAAUCGAGACGAUCCAGACGAUCGUGCAUUGAUUCGUGAACAUGAUCGUCGACAAUCGUCGACACAGAAUCAGCGUACGAUAUCUCAGCCUUCAUCUCCAUUUGAGAGUUCCCGGCGAACAGACUCAUCGAUGCUGAUUAGAAGUGGAGAACGGCAAAUUGAUUUAAAUCACAGUCGAAGACCUGCUUCCCGUCCAUCAGUAAAUCAACCAGCAGAGCCCUAUAUAAACGAUCGAAUACAUCAUGAUUUGGGGUUUAUAUGUUGCUUAGUAAUCGUAUUCGUAUUCGUAUGCGUAACAGUUUACUUGCUUGGAUAA